Messenger RNA from Stereum hirsutum FP-91666 SS1, 1354 nucleotides. RefSeq lists its product as uncharacterized. NCBI's taxonomy places the organism in Eukaryota, Fungi, Basidiomycota, Agaricomycetes, Russulales, Stereaceae. The transcript is spliced from 3 exons. Bases 143 to 1354 code for a protein of 403 amino acids. The record is from RefSeq and is a predicted model, not a curated record.
CGCCUUCGGUCACCGAUGUCUAUGGCUGGCCUGCGACUUGUAUUCCAUAGCCUCUGUUUUUAAUUACCCGCGUAGUUUCGUAGCUCAGCUCAACUAGCCAAUUUCUUGCUUCACGCAUCUCUGUCGUAUCGAGUAUACUACCAUGGCGGACAACGACUCAGACUCGGACAUCGACGCUGAGACUCUACAGGCUCAGAUCGAUAUGUCGAUGGCAUAUGCUCAGGAUAUUGUCUCUGGCUGGAUGAAAGCUUCUGGGACGUCUUCUAGUUCUGUGAAUGGGAGCGGGAGUGGGAGCGUUGCUUCUGGGAAGAAGAGGGAUGUAGAAAAGGAGUUGGAGGAGAUGAUGAAGAGACCGCCUAGGUUGGGUGUGGGUAUGACCGUCCCCGACUCCGCCGGACCUUCCGGGAAAGAAACUAGUCAGCUCAAGAACAAACUCAUGGGCAAGAAACGAAGAAGAGAUAACGAUGCAGAUUCGCAUGAAGUAAUCAUGAAUGGGACUACGAAAGGUGGGAAGAAGGAUGAGGAGAGUGACGAGGAAGAGAGUCGAGUGGGUGCGAUACGGAAGAAGGCGAAGGUGGAUCCGUUUGAGAGGAAAGUGAAGAAGAAGAAGAAGGGUGGUAAUGCAGGGGAGAGAGGUCAAAUGGUUAAUGGGGAGGAAGAGGGUGUUGGAAAGGCGAAGGAACGUGAUGGCAAGGGCGUGGUGACGUUGUUUGAGGUACCUUCGUUUGGGGCGGGUCAGAGCGAAAGUGGGACGGCAGAAGACAAGAUGGACGUGGAUGAGGACGAUAGCAACCAUAGGAGAGCUUCGGGGAGAGUAGGGACCGUCGUAGAAGCCAAUGGGACUGGCGAGGGCAAGAAGAGGAAGAAGAAACGGAAGAAGAAUCGUAUUGCUGAAGUUGGAGGCGAAGAGCAGAAUCCUGGGAGUGUGGCUCCCGCUACCACCAAAUCAUCUCACCCAGUCACGAGUUCUGUCUCCCCACGCAACGCUGAAAAAUCAGCAUCCCCACAUAAAUCGCCUCCAAAACCGUCCAAGCCAAGCGAGCCUGUACCACCAUCAACUACACUACCACCCGUGCUCUCCAAUUCUCCAACAGCCCCUGCACCUAUGCCGACGAGCAAAGCACAACCUGCCGCCACAUUGUCCAGCACGCCAACGGCCUCCUCGUCUGCGUCUGUAUUGAACCUCACUGGCCCUCCGCCAGAAACCCGAGAUUUUGCUGAUGGUAGCACCAAGAAAAAGAAAAAGCGGCAUAGGAAGAAGAAGAAACAGAAGGGUCUGGAUGGAGGGGUAGGUGGCGAGACGGCGGAUGUGGAGAUGGGGCAGCCUGAAGACGAAGGAGGUGGAAGCGACUGA